GUGCAGGGCGGGGCCUGAGGUUUCCUGCGCCGGAGCUUGUGGCGUCAAUGCGCUGCUGUGUCCAUGGAGAGAGGCUGAGGCGUCGGAGCUCCGGCCCGAGGCACCAGGGCGCCGGACCGUAAGGAUGUCGGCUUCGUUAGUCCGGGCCACUGUCCGGGCUGUGAGCAAGAGGAAGCUGCAGCCCACCCGGGCAGCCCUCACCCUGACACCUUCAGCAGUAAACAAGAUCAAACAACUUCUUAAAGAUAAACCUGAGCAUGUAGGUGUGAAAGUUGGUGUCCGAACCAGGGGUUGUAAUGGCCUUUCUUACACUCUAGAAUAUACAAAGACAAAAGGAGAUUCUGAUGAAGAAGUUGUUCAAGAUGGAGUCAGAGUGUUCAUCGAAAAGAAGGCUCAGCUAACACUUUUAGGAACAGAAAUGGACUAUGUUGAGGAUAAAUUAUCCAGUGAGUUUGUGUUCAAUAACCCAAACAUCAAAGGAACAUGCGGCUGUGGAGAAAGCUUUAACAUUUGAUUCCUCAGGACUACUCUGGCUGUGAGCUCCAGGAAAGCCUGUGGAGGAAGCCCUGGGCUUACUAAAGAAAUCACGUGACUGUCACAUGCUUAAGAUUUAUAAUGCAUGGCUGCCUUAUGAGGAAAAUAAAGUGAUGCAUUUAGAAAGUGAAGCCAGUGUGUUCAAUUUCAGAAGUGAUAUUUGUAUUCCUUUUAGGGGACAGAAUGUGAGAAGCUGUCAUUCUUUUUGGCUCAUUUUUCUAAUCUGUAAAAAAAAAAAACAAACAACCCUUACCCUGCACUUACUCUCAUGCAUCCUUUCUGUUAGAACCAGUUUUCUGAAAGGGGCCUGCCUGGGAGGAUUUCAGUAAAUUUAAUAGGCGUGCACUCUUCAGAUCUCUACUGAGCAGCUUGAACGUGCAUCUCCAGGCCAGAAAGACGGCUCUUAAAAUUCAGAGGCAGAAAGUCCUGACUGCCGGAUUGACAUGGUGCUGCAUCGUUUUUCUACACAAGUUUGGCAUGGCCUUUCUACAUUUCUAUCCAAAGCUUCAUUAUGAAAUGCCUCAUUUGCUCCCCCUUUAGCAGCAUCAGCCUUUUGAUGAAAGUGUCAGAGAUUUCCUUGAAUGGUUUUGAGUGACGGCCUAAGAAAUACUUCGCCCACCAUCUUUCAUCUAUCUCCUUUGCUACCCUAAAUGUCUGCCCAAGGUGGGAUCUCAAGCUUAGAUCCGUUUAUUUGAAAGGUGUCUUACAAGCCAUGUAGCCCAACCCCCCAAUUCUGUGCCUAAGAAAGCAGAACCCUGGGGAAGGAGAAGGGCUGUGUCCGCCACACACUGCGGAGCAGCAGGUGCCGCGCCAGCAGGGCUCAGGCUGGCAGUGCAGGUAAAUGGGCCGUCUGGCUUCUCUGUCUGACUGACAUCUUGAUGAGAUUCCUGUGUAAUUUGAUGGAGAUCUAACUUUUUAUUUUGAGUGGGAAAAAUCAUAUUAAAGCCCCUUUAUGUGAAUUGCCAUUUUGUUUGUUUUGAAGAACAAAGCAGUGGUUCAUAGUAGCAGGGAAGAUAUAGCAACCCAGGAAUACUCUUUUGGAAUGUAGUAACAAUUGUGAAGUGGAACAUAGAGGUCUUUUUCUGGAAUUCCCAAUAUGCAUAUACUUUCUGAAUCCUAAGUGCAGUUGCUAAAAUUUUUAAAUCUAAUAUUUUAAUCUAACAUUUUUAGAAUCAAUUUUUCUUUUUAACAGUGUUCCUUUAGUAAUUUAAUUAUUGAAUUUCCUGGGUUUGAUAUAUUAAGUGUUCUAUGAGAUGCCAUAUGCUUUUUUUUGAAAGCCGUCUUAUGAAUUGAAGUAGCUGAGUUUCUGGACAUUAGUUGUAUUUGCUAAAGUAUCUGUCACAAAAUGUACCAAAACCUAGAGCAGUAGCUUUAUGCUUAUGAGUUUGUAUUAAUGUAAUUUGUGCAAUACUGAAUGUAUGUAGUGAUUGAGUUGUCAAUAAAAAUGGCCUCUUUGUGAUCAUAAAA
Pteronotus mesoamericanus is the source of this 2001-nucleotide messenger RNA. RefSeq names its product iron-sulfur cluster assembly 1 (gene ISCA1). NCBI's taxonomy places the organism in Eukaryota, Metazoa, Chordata, Mammalia, Chiroptera, Mormoopidae. Gene Ontology annotation, cellular component: mitochondrion; cytoplasm. The transcript is spliced from 4 exons. The record is from RefSeq and is a predicted model, not a curated record. Gene Ontology annotation, molecular function: 2 iron, 2 sulfur cluster binding. Gene Ontology annotation, biological process: iron-sulfur cluster assembly. Bases 125 to 514 code for a protein of 129 amino acids.